Messenger RNA from Spinacia oleracea (spinach), 3249 nucleotides. RefSeq lists its product as uncharacterized. The record is from RefSeq and is a predicted model, not a curated record. The transcript is spliced from 16 exons. NCBI's taxonomy places the organism in Eukaryota, Viridiplantae, Streptophyta, Magnoliopsida, Caryophyllales, Amaranthaceae. Bases 2154 to 2963 code for a protein of 269 amino acids.
UUGCUAUUUUAGUGUUGUUGCUUUUUCUUGUUUAAUUUUUGCGUUUUUGGACAGGUGCACCAAGAGCACCGUGCACACCCCAGCACAAUCUAAGCGUUGGUAAAACUUGUGUAAAAAAACUAAAAAGUUCCCCAGUAGCCCUUCGUUUAGUCCGAGCACCGAGUUCACGUUGUCGACAGCCGGGGGCGCGUACGCCGGAAAUCGAUCGCCGAAAACAAGCUUGGCGGUAUGAAAACGAUAAAUAAACGUAGGGUUAGCUUAUCGGGAAGAGAAUUUGACACGAGAAGGUCAAAGUGCUGCUGGAAUCACCAGUAAGGAAUUUGACAAUGCUUGCACUUACCGAUGACGUGAUUUUUCCCUUGAAGGACCAGAGCUCGAAAGUCUUAAACUUGUUUGAAGAGUAAAACUAAUCUUUGUUGUAUAUGAAAGUUCUCUUAAAAUCAAAUUUUUGAUGCAGCACAUUUAUCAUAUAAGAAUGGAUGAUUCAAACCAGAUUUUCUUAGACAAAUCAGUCUGUGAAUUUAAUUUGUUCUGAAUUACUUGGCAAUUUGGGACAUGUAUGCUCAUGCUUUCGGACAUCGAGGCUUUAUUGGGUUUUGGUUCUCUAUCUUAGGAAGAUUUAAUGUAUUAUGUAUCUGGUGAAUUUUUUUUUGUUAUAGAAAUAAAACCUUUUCACUUGCUUCCACAAGAGGCAUUGCUGUAAGGUGGGUGAAACAAUCCGUUUUCACCUGUUUGUUGAUUUUUGUUACUUGUCUUGAUCUUGAAUCUGCGAAAUGUUCAAGAUAGUGUUAUCCUUUUGUAAAAGUUCACCUCAUUUUUAGCAUCAGUUUAAGUAUGAAUUUUCUAAUGGCAUGAACUUUCCUAUGGCAUGAACUUAUCAAGUACACUGCCUUUGGACUCACCGUCCAUGGAUACUAUUAUUGGUGUCUACAAAGCACCCGGCUUUCCUGCUGCUCCACUGCUUGCUGAAAUGUUCAGAAUUUUGAAGCCAGAUAGAAGAAUUCUUAUACAUUUGACUGAAGUUGCUGCUGAAUGCUGAUCUACCUUAAGACAAUAUUAUUUCUUCUCUGGAGCGCAAGAUACUUGUAACGGGAUGUUUGGAACCAGAAGCUAGCCAGCAACCAGAUGCUUUUUCAGGAGUUCAAUCUUUGCAGGUUAAAGCCAAGAAGCCAUCUUGGAAAAUUGGAUCACCUUUUUCCAUCAAAGCCUCAAAUGGUUUACCAAAGGUUCAAAUAACCGAUAAUAUGGAUCUGAUUGACGAGGAUACUCUAUUAACUGAGGACCUGAAGAAACCACUGAGGAGGAUACUCUUGGUGGGGACUGUGAAGUUGGAAGCACAAGGAAAGCCUGCAAGAACUGUACUAAGGGCCGAGGAAGAGCAGAAAGUUGAAAAUUUUGGGGUUAACAAUGUAACAGCUGGAUACUCCUCAGUCUGCGUGUGGCAGCGCAUGUGUUAUAAUGUUUACAAAUUGUGAUAUUUGAAGACAGGCUUCUAAAAUUACAGUGUGGACUAAGAGAUGCUUUUAGGUGUAGCACAUACCCAUACAAAGGUCUUCCUGCAUUCAAAAGGCAGAUGCUCUGACAAUGGCGUGGAAAAUAAGGGGGUUGGAUUGUUGACCGGCUUUUAAACCAGCUUAAUGGUGGCGAUUAUAGGCGUAGCCUUUUUGUUAUUGGUGCUUCAACGCUUUUGGUAGGAGCAAACCGCUAGAUUGCACUGUAGAUUUGCUUGGCCUGGGGAAAAAAAGAGGCUUGUGAACUGGUUUGUCUUCCAUCUAAAUUUUUAUGUCAUUUUUGAGCUUCAUAAUCAAAACUCCUUACCUUCCUCAAUAGAAUAUGUUUUGUGCUCAUUCAUAACAGAUGAAUGAACCUGCAAUGGCUGCUCUUGAAUAUAAACUGAGAUCUCCACCAAGAACCUCAGUCCUCAGAUUCUGAAACAUUUUGAGCAAUCAAGUCGAAACAUUUUGAACAAUCAAGUCGAAACAUUCUGAAAGAAGCAUUGGAAGCUUUGGACUUUAGUUCAAGUGGCCGCCAGUUUUAAGCUUCUUCGUGGAAUUUGGGAUCUACUUUAUCCCAACAUCUCUCUCCCAAGCGUUUUACAGAAACAUUUUGUGAUACCUGAUGGGGAGCUAGUUAACACAUCACUUUUAAACCGCAUGGACAGACCAUGGAAGCAGCAUAGAUACACAUUGAAGAAAAAACAUUUCGAUCCAGUGAAAACUCCAGAACAAAACUUUUCCAAUCUGCCUGAUGGAGUCUCCUCUAAGAGUUGGUCGGAUUUGGUUACAUAUUGGUUUACACCAAAGGCCAUGGAAAAAUCUGAACUUGGAAAAAAUGCUCGAGCAUUACAAGACCGUAAUCACAAGAGUGGUGCUACAAGCUUUGCUAAUCGAAGAGCUGAUUUGAAAAAGAAAGGGGAGUUUAGCGAAUUGGCAUUUUACAAAUCAGUUUAUGCCAAAGAUGGAAGCUUUGAAGAGGGCACACCCUCUCAUCAAUUUAUGGAGGAAGCAAACGAUGAGGUCCAAGAAAACCUUGCGAGUUCCUCUUCUUCCUUGUCUAGGGUUGAAAUUGAGAAUGAGGUCUUUAAUAGGCUUAUGUAUAAAGGUGAAAUACCUAAACGUCCUCUGAAUUAUGGGUUUGGAGUGAAACAAAGUGACAUCUUUGGAGUGGAAGGUUUGCUAAGGAAAGAAGGGUCAAGCUAUGUUAACAAUGGUGCCGUGGAAGUGGAGAACAUAAAAGGUGAACUAUCAGCUGUAAAGAAGCAAAAUCAGGAACUUGCACAACAAAAUAAAGCUCUAAGCACGAAGUUUGAUGAAACAAUGCAGUCAUUUAAAAUGAUUGCUUCUUUCUUAGGACAAGUUUUGAAGGAAGUACGCAAAGGAAAUGUUUCAUCAGACCUUUUAGAUGGUGCGGAAUCAGCAAUACAUGUGAUUAAUGAUGAUUCUGGUGGGAGUGGUGAAAAAUAGGCCGAGACAUGAGAUGUGGACACUAUUGCCAAAAGCAAGAUUAAUUGAUGAUUCAAGCUAUAAUGGUGAAACUUAGAUCAAGGGAUAACAAGUUAUCUUCAAGCGUGCUAAGCUAUCAUGGCGAUAGGAUUUAUUCGCUUAAUUAGACUUAGUUGGGAAGUUGUUUUUCUUUCGUUUUUUACUAUGUUGAUCAGGGUAGAACAAAUGAUGUUAGAAAGUUGUUUUUGUAUUUCUUUUAUUUCAGUUUGAGUUGACAAUACAAAUUAAUGCGUGGAUGAUUGUUAGC